GGUGUCAUUGUAUAGCCAGGCGGAGAGGAUUAGCAGUGGUAAUGGCGAAUGAUGUGGAGGCGUCGGCGACCUCGAGCAGAGGAGUCUCGAUGCCGUGGGAGAGCCUGGAGGGUAAGGUCGUAAUGGUCACCGGCGCGUCCUCAGGCAUUGGGAGAGGCCUUUGCCUCGACCUUGCCCGGGCCGGCUGCCGGGUCGUCUUGGCCGCGCGGCGGAUCGAUCUCCUCGAAUCCCUCUGCGGGGAGAUCAAUGGAUCGGCCGCGUCGACGGAUCCGCGAUCCGUCGCGAUCGAUCUCGACGUGAGCGCGGAGGAGGCGUCGAUCGCGUCCGCGGUGCGGAGGGCGUGGGAGGCCUUUGGAAGGAUCGACGGGUUGGUGAACAACGCCGGGAUUCGAGGUGGUGUGCAUUCACCUUUAAAUUGGUCUGAGGAGGAUUGGAAUAACAACAUCAGAACAAAUUUAACUGGAUUAUGGCUAGUUUCAAAACAUGUGUGCAAACUCAUGUGUGAUGCAAAAGUGAAAGGAUCUGUAAUUAACAUUUCGUCUAUUGGUGGUAUAGACCGUGGUCAGUUACCUGGAGGGCUUGCCUAUACUGCAUCAAAGACGGGUGUCAAUGGAGUUACUAAGGCAAUGGCAUUGGAACUGGGUCAGUUUAACAUUCGUGUGAACUCGAUCGCUCCAGGAUUGUUUGCGUCCGAGAUCACUUCAGGCCUAAUGAAAAGAGAAUGGCUGAACAAAGUGGCUGAAAGAACAGUGCCAUUGAGAACUUAUGGCACAUUGAAUCCAGCAAUGACAUCGAUUGUUCGAUAUUUGCUUCAUGAUUCAUCAGCUUAUGUUUCCGGCAACAUCUUCAUUGUCGAUGCAGGUGUCACUCUACCCGGAGUCCCUCUUUUUUCUUCCCUUUGAUCGGCUUCUUCUAUUUGCUGCAAUUUCUUGCGAUGGUUACCAAAAAGUGUAGAACAACCUGUUCAAGUCAAUUUAAUUGUUUUAUUUAGGAAAUUACUUUUGUUCAA
This is a messenger RNA of Zingiber officinale, 1009 nucleotides long. RefSeq names its product 3-oxoacyl-[acyl-carrier-protein] reductase FabG-like. Bases 42 to 902 code for a protein of 286 amino acids. NCBI's taxonomy places the organism in Eukaryota, Viridiplantae, Streptophyta, Magnoliopsida, Zingiberales, Zingiberaceae. The transcript has 3 exons. The record is from RefSeq and is a predicted model, not a curated record.